Molecule: messenger RNA, 1774 nt
Organism: Chrysemys picta bellii (western painted turtle)
Lineage: Eukaryota; Metazoa; Chordata; Testudines; Emydidae
Source: RefSeq, a predicted model, not a curated record
AGAGCCCUCUACAGAGAUGUCAUGCAGGAGAACUAUGAGAAUGUGACCUCGCUGGGGUUUCCAGUUUCCAAACCUGAUAUCUCCCGGCUGGAAAGAUGGGAAGAACUGUUCUCCCCAGAUCUCCAGGGCUUAGAGAAAAGAGAGCUCCCGAGAGGCAUCUACACAGGUGAUGGGAUGGUGAGUGAGACCUCGGAGCAGAAGCCUCAGCAGGAAGAUGAUGAGCAAAUCAAACCAUAUGGGACGUUAUUGCAAAAAUGCAAAGGGAGUGUGACCAGGAGUUGUGAGCAGGGAAAAGCCUGUGAGAGUCAGCACAGGCCAGAGAAGUGGCAGGGAAACCAGCCAACACAGAAAGUUGGUAAAUCUGUUAAUUGUCGGGGAACUCACAAAGGCCUCAAGGAAACCACGACCCAGCAGAGAAUCCCUAUGGGAGAGAGAAAUAACACAUGUGUUGAGUGUGGAAAAAAGUUCAGUAGGCCUGCACUGCUUCUUAGCCAUCAGAGAAUCCACACAGGGGAGAAACCCUAUGGAUGCUGUGAGUGUGGGAAAACCUUCACUGAGCGCUCAACCCUUAUUAAACAUCAGAGGAUCCACACAGGGGAGAAACCCUACGAAUGCUGUGAGUGUGGGCAAACCUUCACUGAGCGCUCAACACUUAUUCAACAUCAGAGGAUCCACACAGGGGAGAAACCCUAUGAAUGCUGUAAGUGUGGGAAGACCUUUGCUCGGAGCUCACACCUUAUUAGGCAUCACAGAAUCCACACACAGGAGAAACCCUACGAAUGCUGUGAGUGCGGGAAAACAUUCACUGAGUGCUCAUCCCUUAUUCAGCAUCAGAGGAUCCACACAGGGGAGAAACCCUAUAAAUGCUGUGAGUGUGGGAAAACCUUUGCGCAGAGCUCACAUCUUAAUAGGCAUCAGAGAAUCCACACAGGGGAGAAACCCUACGAAUGCUGUGAGUGCGGGAAAACCUUCACUCGGAGCUCACACCUUAUCAGACACCACAGAAUCCACACAGGGGAGAAACCCUAUGAAUGCUGUGAGUGCGGGAAAACCUUCACUCAAGACUCAUCCCUGAUUAAACAUCAGAGAAUCCACACAGGGGAGAAACCCUAUGAAUGCUGGGAGUGCAGGAAAACAUUCGUUCGGUGCUCACACCUAAUAAACAUCAGAGGAUCCACGCCAGGGAGGAACUCUAUUAAUGUUUCGAAUGUGGGGAAUUCUUCCAUCAGAGCUCAGCCCUUAUUACUCCCGAGGGCAUUCUGUGCCAAAAAUUAAAAAUUAUACGCACAAUAUUUUAAAAUUCUGCAGAAAUAAAUAAAUAAAUAAAUGCAGAGGCUACAGCCUGGCAGUGGGGAGCACAGGCCACUGGCUUUAUGCAGGUGGGAGAUCACCUUGCAGCCUCCCCACCCUCCACCCCUGGAACACGGAAUCAGUGGUGAGGCUGCACCCAACCCUGACACAGCACAAGGCCUGCCCCAGAAACACUCUGGGGCCCUGCCCAUCUGUGCCAGGAGCAUCCGGUGUGGGGCAGGCAGGCUCAACCAGGCAGGAACCAAGUGUGAAGGGGCUCAGUGUGGAGGAAUCCAGGUGUGGGGUGAGAGGAUUGUGCGUGGGACAAUCUGGGUGCAGGCAGCUCAGUGUAGGGUGUAGAUGUGGAGGGGAUCUGGAUGCACAGUGACUUGUUGGGAUUCCAUGUGCAGGGGUAAUGGGACUCUGCAAGUGCUUCCAGAUGAAAGUGGUUGGGGCUCAGCGGAGGGGUCUGGGUGUGAGGGUC